Molecule: messenger RNA, 921 nt
Organism: Colletes gigas
Lineage: Eukaryota; Metazoa; Arthropoda; Insecta; Hymenoptera; Colletidae
Product: dentin sialophosphoprotein-like
Exons: 3
Coding region: 151-576 (141 amino acids)
Source: RefSeq, a predicted model, not a curated record
GAAAAGAGAGCAUCGUUUGUGGCUCCCUGUGAAACUACAUUGUAAUCGUAUCGUUUCGAGCGGUUGUUCCAACUAUAGUCGUGUUGUUCUUAAAAGAAGAGAGUCACAAUUGUUGAUAAUCCGAGAAAUAAGCAGAGCAGAACCAGAAAAAUGAGUUGCAGAAAAGCUCCCGCGAAGAAGUCGACCAGGAAACCGACCUCUUGUCGUAAGGGUGGCUGUUACCAAUCGGAGAGCAGCGACAGCUCGUCCUCGUGCACUUCGGACUCAUUCUCGGACUCUGAUAGCACGGAUUGCUCCGACAGCGACUACUGGGAUUGUGGAAACGCUUCUCGACGAAGGAAAGCCAACCCCAAGAAGAAAGGACGAUGCUCGCGACCGUUGAAGUCGAAGACAACAAAGACGAGCAAACCGUCGUGUGGCCCAAAGACCGCUAAAAAGAAGACGUCUCGUCGUAUCAAAGAAUACUCGUCGUCGUGCGACUGCUCCACAUGCGACUGCGACUCGUCGGAUUCGUACAGCAGCGACGACGACCGAUGCGGUGGCUGCAAACCCUUGCGCCGCAAGACGAAGUCCUAAUUAAAUCGACUCACGCUGGUCGUAAAUAUCCUCACUCGUCUAUCCAAUUAUUCCUAAAUUAGGCACUAGUACACUUAUUUAUUUAUUUAUUUAUUACAUUAUUUAUACGGCAAUAACUUAAUUUAUUAUUAUUCACCAGCCUUCAGCGGUUGCAACGUUUUUAUUCCAUAUAACUCGUACGUUUAAAGUAUUUCAUAUUUUUAUAAGGCGAUUCGUAGCGAUAGAAGUAGUUUUAAGCAGCGGCUCCAGACCAAACAAGGCUGGUUUUCAUUUUAAAAAAUUGUAAUGCAUUACGUUGAUAAUAAACGCGCCAAUUAGUGCGAAACACACGAUACUGUAAUACUU